Messenger RNA from Ostertagia ostertagi, 570 nucleotides. NCBI's taxonomy places the organism in Eukaryota, Metazoa, Nematoda, Chromadorea, Rhabditida, Trichostrongylidae. The record is from the annotation of a GenBank genome assembly.
AUGCUGGUGCCAGUACAGUUAAAAAUUGCUCGGGAAAGGAAAAGCGAGGAAAGUAAACAGUUCGAUGAAAAUGGAGACCAACGAGAUUGGUGGAAAAAGAAGUGGUCAAAGCAGCACGACGAAAAAGAAAAUUGUUACGAAGAACAAUACAGGAAUGUGAUAAUUCCAAAAUUGAACAUUUCUAUAAAAGGAUUGAUAACUCUCAGCGAAAACACUGCUGACAAUGAAGGAAUGAAAAUUGCAUACAAGGCCCAUGCAAAGUACUUAGCGAAACAUAAAGACGCAUGGAAAACCGAGGCGGUGGAUGGCUUCACUCCGGAUCAACUGUUCUUUCUCGGCUGUGCAUCGAUUUUUUGCCGCAAGACUGGAGAUUUCAAUGCGCUGGUGUUUCAGUAUAGCGGAUACUUACCUGAUGAUUUUAGAGUGAACGGAUUUGUUUCUAACCAUCCCGCCUUUGCUAGCGCCUUCCACUGCUCAUCGACGUCGAAGAUGAAUCCAAAGAAAAGGAAGGUCUGUGCUGUGGGCGCUGUUCUAGAUCUGACAACAAUCAGGCGACACCGGAAUGAGUAG